UCCACCGCGUCUGUGCUCUGCAAGUCAUACUCAAAGCUGAGAAUUACCAUGGAUCCACGGAGAGCACAAGAUCCUCGCCUUGCCCGUGCUGACCCUCGUUUGCAACGCAUGCAGUCAUCUGCCCCCUCCAAUGCAAUGGACUCUCAGCCACCCCAAAUGGGCGCAUCUUCCUGGCCACAAAACGGCAGCUAUCUCAAUGCCGUUCAGCAGCAACCAAUUCCUCAACCUGCGACUCGUGAGCUUUCCGCGACGCAGACACCGCCUCCCCAGCAAGGAUCGAGUGGCCCAUCUUCGAGCAACUCAGGUCCACCUCGCACCCCAUCCCCAUACAAAGCACGUCCGCUGUUCUGUGUGGUUUGCGCUAGCAACCAGAACCGGUCUAUGGAAGGUCACUCUGUUUUGCAAAAGGCAGGGUACCGCGUCAUUUCAUCUGGCACUGGCUCUGCUGUCCGUCUGCCUGGACCAUCGAUAGACAAACCAAACAUAUAUCCAUUUGGAACGCCUUACCAUACAAUAUACGAGGAAUUGACUUCGAAAGACACUAGAUUAUAUACCGCCAAUGGCCUUCUACACAUGCUGGAUCGCAACAGGCGACUCAAACUCGCUCCAGAACGUUGGCAGGAGAGUAGGACAGUUGCAGAUGUGGUGAUUACUUGCGAAGAGCGUUGUUUUGAUGCCGUUUGUGAUGAUCUACUUGCUCGAGGAGGCGACUUCAAUCGACCGGUUCACAUUAUAAAUAUAGAAAUAAAAGAUAACCACGAAGAAGCCCUUAUUGCAGGAAAGGCUAUGCUCGAUUUGGCUUCCGCAAUCGAAUCAUCAAAUGAUAUUGAUGAUGAAAUCGAAAGUAUAUUGAAAGCACAACAGGAACGCCAUCCUCAUAGCCUUCUUCACGCUGUCGCUUUUUAUUGAUGGAUGCCAUCAAAAGUACUGGAAGUACCAAGUUCUUUCUGAUUAUGUGAACAUACCACCCGUCACUGUCGUAACAAUUGCAUAACUUGUACCCCUGAAGAGACGUUUCUUUCAGACUGAGCGCUCGGACAAAAGUCAUCCCCGAUAAUUAAGCUACGGUGAAAAAAAUGUUAAUUGGUACAAUAUGUGUUGUCUUGCAUGAUUC
Molecule: messenger RNA, 1114 nt
Organism: Serpula lacrymans var. lacrymans S7.9
Lineage: Eukaryota; Fungi; Basidiomycota; Agaricomycetes; Boletales; Serpulaceae
Exons: 8
Coding region: 136-909 (257 amino acids)
Biological process (GO): termination of RNA polymerase II transcription
Cellular component (GO): nucleus; mRNA cleavage and polyadenylation specificity factor complex
Molecular function (GO): RNA polymerase II CTD heptapeptide repeat phosphatase activity
Source: RefSeq, a predicted model, not a curated record